CGGCCGCCUUGGGGAGGAGCGGCCGAGUCCCGGAGGGCGGUGGGACGGACGACCAGGGUGCGGAGGGAAGACCUCGGGGAACUGCCUGGGAAGAGGAGUCUCUCGGUGGUGAGGCACGAAACAAGUACUCUGAAAUCAUGACAGCAAAGCCCAAGCUGCACUACACCAAUGGGAGGGGGAAGAUGGAGUCCAUCCGAUGGCUGUUAGCAGCAGCUGGGGUUGAGUUUGAGGAAGAAUUCAUAGAAAAAAAGGAAGACUUAGAAAAAUUACGCAGUGAUGGAGUUCUGCUGUUCCAGCAAGUGCCCAUGGUGGAGAUUGAUGGGAUGAAGAUGGUGCAGACUAGAGCCAUCCUCAGCUACAUAGCAGGGAAAUACAAUCUCUAUGGGAAAGACUUGAAGGAGAGAGCCUGGAUUGAUAUGUACGUGGAGGGAACAACAGACUUGAUGGGAAUGAUCAUGUAUCUCCCUUUUCAAGCAGCUGACACAAAGGAAAAGAAUUUAGCCUUAAUCAUUGAACGAGCUACAAACAGAUACUUUCCUGUUUAUGAAAAAGCCUUAAAAGACCAUGGACAUGAUUAUCUUGUUGGCAACAAAUUAAGUUGGGCAGACAUCCAUCUGCUGGAAGCCAUUUUAAUGGCAGAAGAAUGUAAGCCUGAUAUACUGUCUGCAUUCCCUCUGCUACAGGCUUUUAAAGGAAGAAUAAGCAACAUUCCAACAAUCAAAAAAUUCUUGCAGCCUGGAAGCCAGAGGAAGCCACCAGCAGAUGAGAAGUUUAUUGCCGUUGUGAGGAAAAUAUUCAAUAUCUAAUAAUUUGGCUGCUGAAGAUAACACUGUGCCUUAUGAGUGUAGACUGCAUAGAUUAUUCUGUAGCUUGGAUUUAUAGCCAUUCAUGUGGUAAUCAUUGAAAUAAGAGUACACUUUUAAAUUAGAUAGAGUAAGAGGCUGAUUUGGACCUGUUAGGUCAAGAAGGUGGUAUUUUGUGGAGCAACUAUAUGAAAUAAAACAUGCUGAUACUUUGUGUUUGUGUAUUUACAGUACAUGCCUGGUAGGAUAAAAUGUUAAAAUGUU
Molecule: messenger RNA, 1067 nt
Organism: Calypte anna (Anna's hummingbird)
Lineage: Eukaryota; Metazoa; Chordata; Aves; Apodiformes; Trochilidae
Product: glutathione S-transferase
Exons: 7
Coding region: 138-806 (222 amino acids)
Biological process (GO): glutathione metabolic process; xenobiotic metabolic process
Molecular function (GO): glutathione transferase activity
Source: RefSeq, a predicted model, not a curated record